AUGUUUAGACUAAUACCGCUUCAGCAUAUAAGGCGCGUGAUUCCAACAUGUACUACUUCACCCACAGCUACAUUCAUACGUACCCUUGUACACUUCAAAGAAACCAAGACUCAACUUCAACGAGAAAAAGAUAAACAAAAGAAGCGUAAAUUGAGACAAGAGUUAAAAUUCAAAUCAUUGGAAAACCCCAUUGAUCAUCCAUUACAUAUGCCUAUUGCUGAAGCACUCAAUACCAUUAGAUCAUUUGAAGUGGGUAAACCAGCAGAUAAAUCGACAAUCACCUGUAAUUUAUAUGUACGUCAAGAACAAGGUGCUGCCCCCAUUAACGGAACUGUUGAUAUACCAUUCCCUAUCAAUAGGAAGACUAAACCACUUGUAUUCACUACUCAUCAUUCGAUAAUUGAAGAAUUACUGACAUUAGUCGACCCACAAUAUUUAGGAGGUAAAGAAUUAAUUGAUAAAUUUGUCAAUCAAGAAUUAUUACCUGGGGAUUUCACCCAUGUUUUCGCUACUAGUGAAAUGGAAAGUCAAUUAAGAUCAGUUGCGAGGAUAUUAGGUCCUGCAGGAUUACAACCAACAAAGAAAAAGGGAACUGUUACUGAUGAUCCUCAAGCUAUUGCUAAUAUUUUAAGAUCAUAUCAAAUUAAACAAAAGGAUUCUCAUAUAACUUUUACUGUGGGGAAUACUACUUUUAGUGAUUUCCAAAUCAUGUCAAAUUUGAAAGCGGUUAGUGAUGUUAUAUUCUCGCAAAUUGAUCCAAAUGCUUCAAAAAAGACCAGGUUGGGUUAUUGUUUCAUCUCCUCAGCUAAUAGUCCUGGGUUAGUCAUUGACUUCAAACAGGAGUAA
Lodderomyces orthopsilosis Co 90-125 is the source of this 846-nucleotide messenger RNA. RefSeq names its product mitochondrial 54S ribosomal protein uL1m. Gene Ontology annotation, molecular function: structural constituent of ribosome; RNA binding. The record is from RefSeq and is a predicted model, not a curated record. Bases 1 to 846 code for a protein of 281 amino acids. Gene Ontology annotation, biological process: translation. NCBI's taxonomy places the organism in Eukaryota, Fungi, Ascomycota, Pichiomycetes, Serinales, Debaryomycetaceae. Gene Ontology annotation, cellular component: large ribosomal subunit. The transcript has a single exon.